GACUAAAACUCCACACAGCAACUGAAGUUUCCCUGUUCAGUUGAAGAUUGCUAUGGUGUAACUGAAGUUGUAUUUCUCCCCCCACCUCCCCACUCCCUUUCGUGUUCGGUCAGAGCGGUAGUGUAGAUUUGAUAGAAAUUGCCAUUUUCCCGUUCCUUGGACUAUCUGAACCUGUAGAGGAGACCACAGCAAUGCUGGACUGCAGCGACUACGUUCUAGACUCAAGAAUGAACAAUCCGUCAGAAAACAGUAAACCAUCAAUGGAGAGUGGGGACGGGAACACAGGCACGCAAACAAAUGGCCUGGACUUUCAAAAGCAGCCUGUGCCUGUCGGAGGAGCAAUCUCUACAGCCCAGGCCCAGGCUUUCCUUGGGCACCUUCAUCAGGUCCAGCUCGCUGGAACAAGUUUACAGGCUGCUGCUCAGUCCUUAAAUGUACAGUCUAAAUCUAAUGAAGAAUCUGGGGACUCUCAGCAGCCAAGCCAGCCUUCCCAGCAGCCUUCAGUGCAGGCGGCCAUACCCCAGACCCAGCUCAUGCUGGCCGGAGGACAGAUCACUGGGCUCACGUUGACGCCAGCCCAGCAACAGUUAUUGCUCCAACAGGCGCAGGCACAGUUGCUGGCGGCUGCAGUGCAGCACUCAGCCAGUCAGCAGCACAGCGCUGCUGGUGCCACCAUCUCGGCCUCUGCUGCAACGCCGAUGACGCAGAUCCCUCUAUCUCAGCCAAUACAGAUUGCACAGGAUUUGCAGCACUUGCAGCAGCUUCAGCAGCAGAAUCUCAACCUGCAACAGUUUGUGUUGGUGCAUCCGACCACCAACUUGCAGCCAGCACAGUUCAUCAUCUCACAAACACCGCAGGGGCAGCAGGGUCUCCUGCAAGCGCAGAAUCUCUUAACGCAACUACCUCAGCAAAGCCAAGCCAACCUCCUGCAGUCUCAGCCAAGCAUCACCCUUGCCUCGCAGCCAGCAACCCCAACACGCACAAUAGCAGCGACCCCCAUUCAGUCACUUCCACAGAGCCAGUCAACACCAAAGCGAAUCGACACUCCCAGCUUGGAGGAGCCCAGUGACCUUGAGGAGCUUGAGCAGUUUGCCAAGACUUUCAAACAAAGACGGAUCAAACUUGGAUUCACUCAGGGUGAUGUUGGGCUCGCUAUGGGCAAACUCUAUGGAAAUGACUUCAGCCAAACUACCAUCUCUCGCUUUGAAGCCUUGAACCUCAGCUUUAAGAACAUGUGCAAGUUAAAGCCACUUCUGGAAAAGUGGCUCAAUGAUGCAGAAAACCUCUCAUCUGAUUCAACUCUCUCCAGCCCAAGUGCCCUGAAUUCUCCAGGGCAAGGGAUCGAAGGCUUGAACCGUAGGAGGAAGAAACGCACCAGCAUAGAGACCAACAUACGUGUGGCCUUAGAGAAGAGUUUCCUGGAGAACCAAAAGCCUACCUCGGAUGAGAUCGCCAUGAUAGCUGACCAGCUAAACAUGGAGAAGGAGGUGAUCCGCGUUUGGUUCUGUAACCGGCGCCAGAAGGAGAAAAGGAUCAACCCACCCAGCAGUGGUGGAACCAGCAGCUCGCCCAUCAAAGCAAUUUUCCCUUGCCCAACCUCACUGGUGGCAACCACGCCAAGCCUUGUGACUAGCAGUGCAGCUACAACCCUGACUGUCAACCCCGUGCUCCCUCUGGCCAGUCCUGCUGUAACUAGUCUGUCAGUCACAGGCACAACAGAAACCACCUCCAACAACACAGCAACAGUGAUUUCAACAGCACCUCCAGCUUCUUCAGCAGUGACAUCACCUUCCCUGAGUCCUUCCCCUUCUGCCUCAGCCUCCACUUCAGAGGCAUCCAGUGCCAGUGAGACCAGCACAACACAGACAACCUCCACUCCCUUGUCCUCCCCUCUUGGGACCAGCCAGGUGAUGACAUUUUUUUCUGAUGUUAAGAAAAACAUGUUUUGCUUUAGCACACUUUGGCUUUAGCACACUUGAUCUCCUCAGAACACAAUAGUUACCAUAGAAUGAUUUAUGAACAGCCCUUAGAAAGUACACACAGAUGUGACUGCUUACAAUAGUUACAUCUGUGUGUUUAAACUUCCUUAAGAGGAUUUAUUUUGUUUCUGAGUUACUGUACAGUAUGUGUUAGUCUACGUACAUUUUUGUCAUGUUACUCUGAGAUGGUGUGUAUGUACAUAUACACUUCUCUUGGAACUAUGACCUAAUGUUUAAUGCCACUGUGUAGACACAUUUCUGCAGUUGAGUUAGUAAAGGAUGCAGCAGUGUUAAUUCCCUAACUCUGUGCACAUUCCUGCAAAGCAACAUUCUUUAAAACAGAAAUUCUCUCUCUUUUGUUACAAAUGGAAGAGCACAGCCAUUACAGCUGGAAUCCUAUCACAGAUAUUAAACCAAAAACAACAUCUGAUUUACCUUAAGUAUUAAUUAAUAUUUUCUUAGAUAAAGGAUCUUAGAGAGACAAGUAGCUUCUCAUGAUCAUUAGAGUGCUUUAGGUCAGACAGAGUAGUGCAUCUGCUCUGAGCUUUCAGUGCUACUUGUUGUCCAAAUGGAAGCUUAAAAUUUAGAUCUCUUUAUUGCCAUGUUAACUUCAUGAAGAACCACUGUUCUCUAUUCAUGUUCUGCUCAAAAUGGUUAAAGCAUGUUUAUCCACAGGGCCUGGGUAUCCCUGUUGCACAUACACCUGACUGUUGCCUAGGGUGGAGUGUUACCAAAGGAGUAAGCUGGGCUGCUGCACCCACUGCAUUCUCACACAGCCAACUCACAUUCCUUUGUGUUUUUGCAACCAGUAUAUCUUACCUGUCCCUCCCAAAGUACUAUAGCAAUACACAAUUCAAGAUGCCUACCUUGCACAAGUUCUACCCUUUUCAGUCGUUGAAUCUCCUGUUGCUGCUCGUGAGUUUUUUCUCUUCUUUCCAGCAGGGAAGUCCCCUAAAAUACUUAAAGAUAUUUGACAGAGGAGGAUUUGUGGAAAAGUUGCUGGCUCAUGGUUUGCCAUUUCUUAAAAUGUUCAUAUCUUUGUGAUCUGAACGGUACCUGGUUCCCUCUGUGUCAGUGCAAGCAGUUUCACUCCUUUUGGAAUGAUGAAAAGCAGUUCCUCUGCUUGCAUAUCUUCACACAUGAACACACAAAGUAACACAUGGGAAAAACUUGGUGUUUUUUCAGUUUAUCUAUUUUCAUUUGAUCUGUCUGCCACUUCUCCCAGGAUACUCCUUUUACCCCCUUGGGAUGCUGUUAGGAGGGUGUUAGGAAGAUUGCACUGUAAUUAGAAAUAGUUUAACUGUGGGAGAAAAGACAUCUUUUAGUCAAGUAGACAAAUAAGGUCAGCAUGCAGAACGUAUCAGGUACUUCAUUUCUGCCCAAAUUCCUAAACACAGAGCAACUACUGAGCUUUGUCUCAGGGCUGCUUUCAACUCCAUCAGUGAUACCCUGCUAAGAACCGUCCAUGACUGGAAUAAUCUGGGCCCCCUUUCUUCCUUCCUUCCCUCCUCACCUCUCCCUUCUUGUUCCUUCCCCAUCUUCCCUCAGCAAAAGGUAGCACCAUACAGCUCUGAGAACAAUACUUGUGGGUAGCAGCUGGCUUCUGGCACCUUCAUAAAAUACCUCAGCAUAGCUUAGCAUUGUCGCAGAACUGGUUUUAAACUGAAAAAAUCAGAAGAGAAAAGCAAACUUUAUAAAUAGUGGAGAUAAUUCUAGCUGUAGAGUUUAGUUGAACUGAUGUUUAUUAUGAUUGAUAAACAUGAUUAUGCUGUAUGUAUUUGAGAUCCUGUUUAUAGGUUACAACUUUAUAGGGUCGGGUGGGGGUGGGUGGAUGUUGGGGGCAGAGAAGGGGGGUUUGACUGUGUUAGAAGGAAAAUGUUUGCUCAUAAAUUUUUUUCCUUGUAUCUGUCUUGCCAAAGGAAACAUUUUGUCGCUCCUGGGUUUGGGAUUGUUGUUUGGUUGGUUUAUCUGUGGUCUAAUCUGCAGCACAGCACGUGGUGGCAUGCAGGUUACUGAUGGGGUUGCUGUUCAGGGUCCUUUCGAGUGUGCGCACACUUCCCUCCCUCUUGGCCUUUCCAUGCCCUUCGCCGGGAUCUGAAGAUGAGGCAACACGUACCCGGAAGGCUCGGGGGAAAGGAGAUGGCUGUACUGGGUUAGAAUCAACCUCGGGGGUGUAAAUCUGUUCCAGUUGAGUUGCUCCAGAGCUGAACUGGGUCCAUUGUGUUUAACUUCAGGAAGGGACAAGAAUGGUUGUCACAUCUUAAUCUUAUCUGGGAGAGCAAAAGUGAAACAGGUUCCUUUUAUCCCCCUUGUCUUGUUACUGAAUGUAGGGCUUGUCGUGCUUGAUAAUAGGUGGAAAACUUUUUAAACACUUCCUUUUCUAAUAGCAAUGCUAAUCCUGUCUAGACCAAAAACUAUGAAAGAAAAAACCAAACUGAGAGGUGAAAGCUAACCUACUCCUAACACCUGGCUGAUCUGCCUGAAAGGGUUGAAAUACUGUGAGACAGUUGUGGGAGAGGAGCUUUGAGGUGUUGUUGGCGAGGGAGUGGGUCAUUCUCCUGGCCUAUGUCUUGGUGUUGCAGUGGGAGUAGCAGAAGAGCGAGUGGUUGUUGCAUUGGGAAGGGUGUUUCAGCCCACUCCGACUGGACUCCAAGGCUCCCUUCCCGUUUCCUGUCCAGGCUGGCGGAGCAGGGGAAGAGUGGAGGGGUGUGCGUGGGUGUGUGUGCGAGUGCGUGUGUGCACCUGGCUGUGAGCGAUGAUCCAGAGAGGUGGGUUUCUAAAGGAGCUCAACUCCACUGGGGCGGGAGAAUUCCCAGUGGCCUCGUAGGGAACCAAAGGCACUGAUAAAUUGUCAGCUCUGCUGUUUUCAGAGCGGGUAAGAGGAGAAGCUGGGUGGGGUUUUUUUGAGCUUUGGGUCAGUGUCCCUUUCUCUAAGGACCUCAUCUCUUUCGGGUACUCCCGCCUUUUCUGCACAGAGUUGCUUUGGCUCUGUGAAGACAAAUAGUGGGUGGGGUUUGCCCAGUGCUGCAGGUCUUAGGCUGAUAUUGGGAUACAGUCAGGGAAAACUGUUUCUUUCCUUCAAAUGUGGAAGCAGUGUAGUCCAAGGUCAGAGUCUGUUCAACAGCUUUUGCAUGUGGUCUUUCUCUUAAGGGAGGGAUCUUGAAGACUCCUUGCUUUGCUCCCCAAAGCAGCCUUGUACAUGUUCAUAUGUUGUGCUAUUGGGCUGAGCUGUUUUAUCAGUGAACUUGGUGAGCUCUUGUGAAGAAAGGGAGGGAGGAAGGGGGAGAGGCGGAUUGUCCAGCUACUCUUCCUCCGGACACCAAUCGGGUUGCAGAACUUCACUGAAAGCUUUACUAAUAGAAUUGUUGUUCUGACAUUAUGUAAAAGUGGUAUUAAUAUUGUGUGACUUUUCAAAGAGCUAGUUAGAUUUAUAGAUAGGUAAUAGGGAUAUUGAAGAAAUGACUUCUCAAAGAAAAGAGCACUUGGAACAAAAGAAGUGGAAAACAAGGUGUGCUUUAUGGAAAACAAAUCUGAGGAAGGAAAUGAAACAGCUUGUGGGAGGCGAGGGAAGAUGAUACCCUUUGGUGUUCCUUAGUGCUGCUGAGGCUCAGCCCCAGAACUGGAACAAUACCCCCUCUGCCUUAUUUCAUCUCUCUACCAAACAGGACAUUGUCAAGUAGCUCAGACCAAAAUGCUGAUCUGUCUUAGAUCUAUGUUAGUCUGCUGGUGAAUAUUCUCCGGCAGAGCUUUACAUAAUACCAUAAGAUACUUAAUUUAUCACGUUAGUUUCCCCUUUCCUCCCAAAAUUGUCUUAUCUGUUGUAGGCCCCACUUCAGGAUUCACACUGCCUUUUCUGAAUUUUGUAGCAGCAGCUACUGGAGCCCCAUACCCUGAAUGUCGUAACUUUGUGUGCGUUCAAAGCCGGCAUGUUGAGGUGCUAUAAAAACCUGAAAUUAUUGAACUAUAGAAAUCCUGAGACCUCAGGAAUGGCACGUCAAGGGGCAAAUCAUGGAGAUAGCACAACCCCCUUGGGAAACAAUUUAGGAAAAAGAGCACCUGUGACAGUGUCCUGAGAACAAGGCAGUUAAGACAAAACCUUUAGUUCUUCCCCCAUUCACUCUCCAUGUAUCGGCCUCUGUGACCCCGGUGCUCCCUGCACCUGAGCGAGUCCAAGGGGAAAAGGCAAAGAGGAAGACUUGGAGAUCAGGGCCGCUCCCCGCAAGUUCCCGGGGAGCCGGACUGUGCCUCCCUGCAAGCCAGGGAAGGGAAGGGACCGCUGCAGAGCCGCCCAUGGGUGGCUUGGAGAGGGCUGGAGCAGCACUGGGCCCCGAGGGGUGCCUCGUGUGCCAGCGAUCCAUGGGAAGGACCUGGGCAGUAGCUUCUGCGUCCCCACCAGUGCUGUUCCAUUUCCUUCCUCUGUGGUAGUGUCAAAGGCUAGGUGUGAGUAGGUGUGGGGUGUUUAUCCGCCACAGGUACAGGAGCUGUCGUAUACCUCAUUUCUAACUCGUAACUGAGUAACUUGCUUUAACUUUCUCCAAACCCCACAGAGUUGCCAAGUCUGCCCUCCCUCCUUUGAUUAACACUGAACUCUGGCCUAUAGCACCCCGUGACCUGCAACCUGGGGAGAUGACCCCCUAACGCCUCUGAAUGUCGCUGCUUAAAAAGCUACUGCAAAGUGAGGGCAAAUUGCAAUCUUAUCUUAUUUCCUUUGGUUACAAGGGGUCCUCUUGAUUAGUCUGUGAAUAUCCACCCCCUCCCCUUCACUCUCCACGGAAAAGGGCCACCUGCACUGCCUUUUCCCAACCCGGGCCCACACUGAACUCCAGGGCCCGGAGGCACUCUCAGCCCAGUGCUGCGUACAUGCUACUCACUUUUUAAACAUGACCAAAAAAAAACAAAGGAAAAAAAAUAGAAAUCUCCAAAUAUUUAAUUUUCUUCUUUAUUAUUUGACAAUCCUAUAUCCCUUCCCCCACUCCCCAACCUGGCCAGAAGCUGCAUCCUUAACCCGGUCCAUCUUUAUUUGAAUGUAGUUCCCCUACCCCCAUGGGAAAGAGAAGCUUUGUCAGGUCACGGUGGCUGCUAUAAGUCGGGAGGGGGCGGUUUCUUUGUUUUGUUUUGUUCUUGUAAAAUUUCCAGCCAAAACCAAAGAUUUCCUAAUGAUUGUAUAAACUCAAAACAAACAAACAAACCAAAGACAAAGGGCGUCUUCAGCACCAAGCCCAUCUGUGAGGCCGCUCUUGCCAGGGCAAGAGUCUCUGCCAGCUCGGGGCUCCGAAACACCCCAGGAGGAAAUUCCCUGCUCCGGGUUGAAAUCUGGGGCGCAGGCGCUGGGAAGGGGCGGCCCGGGGGGGCUUCGCAGGUGGGUUGAGGAGCUGAAGACUUUGGUGCAGGAUUGGCUGCUCUGCUGGGUGCUUUAACCCUCUGGGGGCUGGGUGAUGUCGAUUAAUACACGCUGAGGUGCACUUCUGAGCUUCCCCCCCCUUCACUGCUUGGAAGAGGCUGUCCUGUUGUGAGAAAUCCCUGAAAGAAGAAGAAGCAGCUUUUCAUUUCUCCUCUAGUUCCUUUUUUCUAGAUUUCUUUUAUUUUUGCAGCACCACUGUGCAACUAUGCAUUGUAUUUCUCAACCUUUUAUGCUAGGUAGAUGCCUGUGACUUUUUAACUUUUUGGGGGGGAUUGCAAAUGGAGGAACUUUUUACAUGGAUCUUUUUAAUCUCAGUUGAUUGGGGGGUGUUUGGUUCUAGGGUCAUACAAGCUCUAUCCCAAAGCAAAAUCCAAAUGUUAAUAUUAUUAGCCUGAUGCAGAUACCAAAGAUAAUUUCUUUCCUGCAGAACCUUAGACUUGUGUAUUAAGUACGAUUACCCAGCACUUGCAUUAGUCUAACCUCAGUAAUUCCAAAGCUUAGAUGUAUAUUUUGGUAUAUUUCUGGGAUAUUAAAAAAUUGUCGUUUAAAUUCUUGUUUGUUUCAGUGUAAUGCUCUUAAAGUCAUAGCAUGGAGAUAACUGAACUUGUCCUAUUCUUAGUAGUUUGAAAUAAUAGUAUUUUUGUAUGUUUUGAGUGUGUCUAUGUAUGUAUUAACAUAACAGUUUUCACUGCCUAGGUGUUCAUAAAUAAUAAAAAGGAAAAAAACCAACUGCAAAGGGGUUUUAAGCUGUACAUAAUAUUCCAUGAGGAAUUUCCACCAGACCGCCAAUUUGGAUUGCAUUUUCACUGAUGAUCGCUCCCAACUGGGAUUCUUUCUUUCUUUUUAAAGAGACAGCAUGUUCUUUUUUUUUCCCCCCAUUGACCUGAGGUUCUUUCUCAGUGUAAAGGGGUUUUCACUGUUUUUAAGGGAUGGGCCAAAGAGGAAGUAGCUUAAAUUUUAUUUUAAAAAAUAAUAAUAAUUUAACAUGUUAAUUUGAAAAGUACCCCUUUGUAUGAAGAACUGGGAGUGGAAAACCAAGCCUUUUCUUCUAAAUUCGGUUAUAGUUUCCAAAGAGAUGAGGAUUUGUGAAUGUCUGUAGCAUCUGGGCAGUCCUUUUUUGCUUUUUUUUCCCCUAAAUAAGGCAAGUUUUUGGUCCUAAUGGUUUCACUGCUCUGUGCAACUGCCUGCUUACACCGGCUUGGAGGGUUUUUUUUCUCUUGCCCUUCCUCAUACACUGCAUUUAUACACUUGAGGUCAGCAGAACACUUGAAAUCAAGGGCCAUAUGGGAGUACCCUACCCAAACCCAACCCAAGCUUUUCUUGAGAUUGAAAUGUGAGAGUCCCACACAUUUCAAAACCUUGCUGAUCACACUAAGGGUGAGGAGGAAGGCGAAAUGCUGUCUCUUUAAAGAUGUCCUUUAUAAUUAUUGUUAUUAUUAUUAUUAUUAUUAUUAUUAUUUUCCCAGUGGUUGCCUACAGAUAGCUGUAGGCAUUGAGAGAUUGUGUAGAUUACAGUAAAUCAGAAUGAAAAGGUAGAUUUUGUGUAGAUGCAUUUGUCUGCUGUAAUUUUUUAUAUAUAUUAAACUUACUGUAAUUGUACAGUUAAUUUCUGUUGUAAACAUCAUUAAACCAUUUUCCAAGUGUUUUAA
This is a messenger RNA of Empidonax traillii (willow flycatcher), 9029 nucleotides long. It is a transcript of the gene POU2F1, whose product is annotated as POU class 2 homeobox 1. The coding region runs from base 192 to 1970 and encodes 592 amino acids. Gene Ontology annotation, molecular function: DNA-binding transcription factor activity, RNA polymerase II-specific; RNA polymerase II cis-regulatory region sequence-specific DNA binding. Lineage: Eukaryota; Metazoa; Chordata; Aves; Passeriformes; Tyrannidae. Gene Ontology annotation, biological process: regulation of transcription by RNA polymerase II. The transcript is spliced from 16 exons. Gene Ontology annotation, cellular component: nucleus. The record is from RefSeq and is a predicted model, not a curated record.